Molecule: messenger RNA, 944 nt
Organism: Dunckerocampus dactyliophorus (ringed pipefish)
Lineage: Eukaryota; Metazoa; Chordata; Actinopteri; Syngnathiformes; Syngnathidae
Gene: cryba2b
Product: crystallin, beta A2b
Exons: 5
Coding region: 160-750 (196 amino acids)
Biological process (GO): visual perception; lens development in camera-type eye
Molecular function (GO): structural constituent of eye lens
Source: RefSeq, a predicted model, not a curated record
CUGAGUGUGCAAGGCUGCUGGGUAAAUGAAGUGGCCCAGGUCCAGGGGGCCCAGCCCUAUAAAAACACAAGCGAGGGUCUCUACCCCGUCAUUGAUUUUACUGGAUCUGUCCCCCAUCAGUACCGUCUAGUAACCUUGAGGGGCAUCGCAGCAGCAGCCAUGAACACUCAACAGAUGGAGCAGAUGGGUCAGUUCAAGAUCACUGUCUGGGAGGAGGAGAACUUCCAGGGGAAACGUUGUGAGUUUAUGCUGGAGUGCCAGAACAUCAUGGAGAGGGGCUUCAACAAGAUUCGCUCCAUUAAGGUUGAGAACGGACCCUGGGUGGGUUAUGAGUACCCAGAAUUCCAGGGGCAGCAGUUUAUUCUGGAGAAGGGAGACUACCCUCGCUAUGAGGCCUGGAGUGGAAACAGCAGCUACAGGACCGAGCACAUUCUGUCCUUCAGACCCAUCAAGUGUGCUAACCACAGCGACAGCAAGGUGACUCUGUAUGAGUGUGAGGACUUCCAGGGCCGUAAGUUUGAGAUGUGUGACGACUACCCCUCCCUACAGGCCAUGGGCUGGUGCACCAAGGAGGUGCCUUCUAUUAAAGUCAACUCCGGAGCCUGGGUUGCCUACCAGUUCCCCGGUUACCGAGGCUACCAGUACAUCCUGGAGAGAGACAGACACCAAGGCGAGUACAGAAACUACAACGAGUACAGCACCCAGGCUCACACCAACCAGGUGCAGUCCAUUCGUAGGAUCCAGCACUAAGUCCGACUCAACCUGAAAAACUGACUCCUUUCCUCAUCUCCAACCUGGACUGACCAUCGACACAGAACAGUAAAUGGACUCAGUCUUUCUAUCGCACUGUGGCUCUACACGUAUGGAUAUCUGAGUACACUUCUUUUACCAUGCUCAAGUCUGUUUAUGGAAAUAGGAAAUAAAGGCUUUUCUUCAAAACUCUA